Molecule: messenger RNA, 3755 nt
Organism: Myxocyprinus asiaticus (Chinese sucker)
Lineage: Eukaryota; Metazoa; Chordata; Actinopteri; Cypriniformes; Catostomidae
Product: EGF-like repeat and discoidin I-like domain-containing protein 3
Exons: 10
Coding region: 288-1598 (436 amino acids)
Molecular function (GO): calcium ion binding
Source: RefSeq, a predicted model, not a curated record
CGUCUGCAGCACGCUCUGUUUACACACGCACAAUCACCGUGUGAUCGGGACCGGCGCGGACUUUCUCAUUUAUCUCAUCGUGCGCACCACUGCAGCAGAAGGGCAAGAGGAACUCCAGGGAGGAUCAUUCAAUUAUAAUCCACUGACCCUCCUGGGAAAAAGGGGACUUAACUCACACCUGUCCAAGGAGAUACUUACUCGCGUCAAACUCAUAGGGAGAAAAAAAAAAAAAAUCGGUAUCAUUUCGCGUUUAUAACCUUGGAACUCGUAACUGCUGUGUGGUGAGGAUGGGACUGUUCCUUGUCUCCAUCGCCCUCUGCGUACACCUCGCUGUCCCGCAUCUCGUCAAAGCAGCAGAUGGUGAGGAUCCGACUUCAGCAGGACCCUGCCAUCCAAACCCUUGUCACAAUGGAGGCACCUGUGAAAUCAGUGAAACAUACAGGGGUGACACAUUCAUUGGAUACAUCUGCAAAUGCCCCCAAGGCUUCAACGGGGUCCACUGCCAACACAAUGUUAAUGAAUGCGAAAGAAACCCAUGCAAAAACGGUGGGAGCUGCACAGAUUUGGUUGCGAACUAUUCCUGUGAAUGCCCAGGGGAAUAUAUGGGAAGAAACUGUCAGUACAAAUGUUCCGGUCCUCUUGGCAUGGAGGGUGGAAUCAUCUCCAACCAGCAGAUUAUGGCCUCCUCCACUCACCGAGCUCUCUUUGGCCUCCAGAAAUGGUACCCCUACUUUGCCCGGCUGAAUAAGAAAGGUCUAGUGAACGCCUGGACAGCAGCCGAGAAUGACAGAUGGCCCUGGAUUCAGAUUAACCUACAGAGAAGAAUGCGGGUCACAGGAGUGAUAACCCAAGGAGCCAAGCGCAUCGGGAGCCCAGAAUAUGUUAAAUCGUAUAAAGUGGCCUACAGCGAUGACGGAAAGACCUGGAGGACUUACAAAGUCAAGGGCACGGACGAAGAUAUAAUCUUCCGCGGUAAUAUUGAUAACAACACCCCAUAUGCCAACUCCUUCACCCCCCCGAUCGAAGCUCAGUAUGUGAGGAUCUACCCCCAAGUGUGCAGGAGACACUGCACUCUUCGCAUGGAGCUCCUGGGUUGUGAGCUCACGGGGUGUUCUGAGCCAAUGGGGAUGAAGUCUGGCCACAUUCAGGACUACCAAAUCACAGCUUCCAGCAUCUUCAGAACUCUUAAUAUGGAUAUGUUCACAUGGGAGCCUGGGAAAGCAAGACUGGAUAAGCAAGGAAAGGUCAAUGCUUGGACAUCUGGACACAGUGACCAGUCCCAAUGGCUGCAGGUUGACAUGCUUCGGCCAACAAAAAUUACAGGCGUCAUUACCCAGGGGGCUAAAGACUUUGGACAUGUUCAGUUUGUUGGCUCCUACAAGGUGGCCUACAGCAAUGACGGCGAGAGAUGGCUUGUAUAUCAGGAUGAAAAACAGAAGAAAGACAAGGUCUUUCAAGGAAAUUUUGAUAAUGACACCCACAGAAAGAACGUGAUAGAUCCUCCCAUCUAUGCCAGGUUCAUUCGAAUCCUUCCGUGGUCAUGGUACGGAAGAAUCACUUUGCGUGCAGAGUUACUAGGAUGCACAGAGGAAGAUUGAAUACCUUUAUUCAUUGUUCCCUUUGGUACACUUUGGUCCAUACUCAAUAUAAACUGAGCUUACAAAUAUAAAAUUACAAGAAAAAUUGUUUCAGCAAUUUUUUUUUUCAGUUUUUAUAAUAUUAUUUUUUUUCUUUUCUUUUUUUUCUUUUUUAUAGUUUUCCCAAAGAGGGGUUUAGAAUCUGUCCAUUCAUCUUUAUUCUGCCCUGUUUGUUUGUCCUUUUUAUGGUCUCUGCCAUUUAGUUAAUAUAAUUUCUAAAUGAUAAUUUUUCUUUUCUUGUUUUGUUUUGAUGAGCUAAAUGGAUGGUGGGGGAUAGUUUAUUGUGGUUUAAACAGUGGAACAAUAGCCACUGUACAGUGUCACUUUAAACAAAAACAAAAAAUGGCAUGCAAUGUUUCUUUGGCCAUAAUCAAUCAACCAAUCACAACAUAUAAUGGAAAAGUCUAACAAUGUAAAAUAUGUUUCUACUUUCUUUAUAACAGCAGGCCUGACUGAAAUUCAAACAGCCAGCACUGACAUUGUUGUGUAGACAAAAAUAUGAUGGUAUUGUAAUAUAUAUAAAAUGCAAAAUAACUGCAUGACUCAUAAAUGAUACUAGAAAUAUAAGACAAAAAGAUGUAUAAGUAAAAAUUUCUCCAAAUGAAGCAUUUCAUAGAUUGUUUUUAUCAAUCAUUUAAAUUUUUGUAUGAUCUGUUUUCCUGUACUUUUCUAAAGACACUGUUAUGUGCCACAUAAUGUAAUAACAUACCAUAAGUAAGAUGGUAAAAAUUGAAUAAAAAAUAACACUACAGUACUGGAAGCACCCAUAACUAGAUUAACAAUUUUUCAUACAUAGACAUCGGGCUUAUAAAGGCAAUAGGCAAAGGUACUUAUGCAAGCAGUCUGUAACAAAGACAACAUUUUUUCUUUCUUUUUAAGAAAAUAAUAUCUGUGGAAAGUACUCUUUUAGAAGCUUUUUUGUGUUGAUUUAUACAAUAUUAUUUGUGUAAAACAUUCAGAUGUCUCUGUUUUUCAGGCUGUUUGCCUAUCACUUACCUAUACUACUGUAUUCCCCCCCCCCCCCCCCCGAUUAUAAAAACCUCAGGAUAGAUGUCAUCUUUUUUUAGUACAGUCGUACAAUUGAAAUGAACUUUGUCGGAAUGCAAAAUCCCUUUGAAUUAUCCCACAUUUUUAUGUGCUUGUUAGGAAAUGUGAAGGAAUAUUAACUUACAAAAAGCUUGUUGACUACACUAAGUGGGAUUAUUCUUUUUCCCUUUGCAUAUAAUAAAGGCACCAUUAAAUAACAGCAUCCACAUAUGAAAAGAAUAGAUACAGAUGUUUAUACAGCUGUUAGUUAUUUAUUGAAAUAUAGUUAUUCAUUGAAAAGGUGAGCAUCAGUGGGUUGUGAAAUCACUGGAAUGAAUUGUUUUAUUUGAUACUCUUUUAGAAAUUAAGAAUAUACAGGUCUGAUAACAAAUAUAAGUUACAUACAACAACCCAUGUGUUGGGGGAGGGGGGUGGGGUAGAAUUAUUUGUACAGUAUUGAAUGUGACUUAAAAAAAAAAAAAAAAAAAAAGAUGUCCAAAAUGUGUAGACAUCAAUUCAGCAUAUACUGUAUCAUACACCAGGAUCAGCAUAUACAUCACAUACUGUAACAUAUUUUCUAACUGAUAAGUGUUGGUUUCAUAUGUGUAUCAUGAUUAUAUGGAGGUAAUAUUAGUACUUCUUGUCUAACAUUUCCCUGUGUCAGUGAGAUUAUUCUCUAAACUGUUCAGAUGACUUGUGUGCACAUUUGUACAGACUUUUGAGGAUGACCAUCUAUGAAGAAAAAAAGUCAUAAUAUGAGGUCCACAGGCACAUUUUUAAAAUAAUAAAUAAGAAUAUUGGUGGGUCUGAUAGUCCAGCAUUUCCUUUCCAUGUGCUGUGAAAAGUGAUUGUUUGAAAACAUGUAUAGCUCAAUUCAAGAGAGACCUCGUGGGCCACACUUUUUGAUUUUGCAUUUUUCCUAUGCUGUCUUUAAAAAAAAAAAAAAAUGUCAUUUUUCUUUUUUUGUUAAUUCCGUGUCAAGCAAAUUCUAUAUGGUAAAACAAACCACAAAGGUGUAGAAAGGAGGACUGCCAUUGCUACCAAUAUAGACAGGUCUUUGGUUUGACAAAUAAAAAAGAAACAUCUGUGAAA